AUGCAUUGUGAAUUGGAGGGCGUGUUCCAUAUUUACGAUUUUGCUAUUGGUCAAGACAUUAUUUCAUCUCCCGGUCCUAUUGAGUUGACUUCAGACGAAAUAAUUUUUUUGAAGUCACUUCGAUAUAGGUUGUUAAAUUUUUUAGAUCAGCAAGUAACGUGUUCCAAGUUUUGGCAGCCGAGGUACGUCGGAGAAUGGUCGGUUUGGAAUGAGAAUGGUCAACCUUCAAAAAAGGUCGGUUUCGAGACGGGGUAUACAGAAUUUUUGAUAGAUUUCAAGGCUGAAAACAAGCUGAUUGGUUUGAUAUUUAGUAAACAAGGGUCUUUGGGCACGGCGAAAAACGUGGACAAUGUUUCAACUUGCUCCGCUCUUGGAAGGCGUUGCCACAGCAUCACCAUCAUCAGCCACAUCUUGUCAUCAUCGGCAUCACCCUCAUCAGCAAAAGAGAAAACAGAUUUGAUUGUAUUUCGGAAGCCCUGUACAAAUGUGUAUAUGUGCAUAGUCCCGCAUCUUCACGAUGACAAUGACAAGCAGGCCGCAGAUAACGAAAAUGUUAACUUGCAAAAAAGAACCUUUAAUGAAAAUCGUUUGUGUGAGAUGUACGGGUGA
Messenger RNA from Helobdella robusta, 609 nucleotides. RefSeq lists its product as hypothetical. The record is from RefSeq and is a predicted model, not a curated record. The coding region runs from base 1 to 609 and encodes 202 amino acids. Lineage: Eukaryota; Metazoa; Annelida; Clitellata; Rhynchobdellida; Glossiphoniidae. The transcript is spliced from 5 exons.